Bemisia tabaci is the source of this 3170-nucleotide messenger RNA. It is a transcript of the gene tei, whose product is annotated as irregular chiasm C-roughest protein teiresias. Gene Ontology annotation, cellular component: cell-cell junction; plasma membrane. The record is from RefSeq and is a predicted model, not a curated record. Gene Ontology annotation, molecular function: cell adhesion molecule binding. Gene Ontology annotation, biological process: cell-cell adhesion. Lineage: Eukaryota; Metazoa; Arthropoda; Insecta; Hemiptera; Aleyrodidae.
AGAUGUGGCAGUGACUGCCAGGCAGUCGCAGUGAAGCUGCUACGCGCGUCGGUCAUGUCCGCGAACGUCGCGUCUCGCCGGUUCCCGCGAACACGUGUGCUUUUUCGAAGCUCACUCUCGUCGGAGUGACCCCUCUCGGCUUGGUCACAGCCCCAAGCUCUUUGCUGAAAGUUGUCGGAUGGUAGUUUCCCAGUUCUUUUCGUAGCAUGCAGCCUCGUACCAGGGUAGAUUUUGUGGUAAUUUGAAAUUCUGCCCGCACUCGAGCUAACUGAGCGUAACUGUGACCAUAGUUUAAUCUAGAUAAUUCGAUUUUUUCAAUCGGUGUUGCUUCACCUGUAUAGUUAAAACUACAUGUGUGUAUCAUAUCCAAUACACCAUAUUCCGAAAUAUUUGAAACUGAAGUUUUAAUAAUUGAAAAAUUGAAAUGAAAUUUACGCCAUUGAGUAUGUUAUCUUUGCCGUUGGAGAAUCUAGGAAACGUAGGAUGUGUUUUUCCGAUGCCUAAUUUUUUUUCUAAAUCCUUCACCGUUUUUUCAGUGUAAAAUCAUCUCUUGAAUGUCAAGUUAAAUCAUCAUACUUUCGGUCCAUGAAGUGCUGUGUGUGAUCAACCUUUCCGAAUCAAAUUGAGUUUCUAAUCCCUAUCUUAUUUUUAUUUAUAUUUAUUUUUUUCCGCAUCUCGUAGCAAUGUAAAUAUUCUGGAGUAUGUAAACGGAGUGCUUGUCGUGCUACUGGACAAAUACUUAGAACAACAUUAUCUCUCAUUCCCCUGUAAAUUGCUACUAUUACUCUCAGCUGUAUCUUUGAUAAGUGCGGUUCAGUGUCUGUUGUCUGGAGUCUGAACCAACCCUCACUGUGCAAUUACUGCGAACCAGCCCAUUGAAACAGCAAUGAGACUGUGUGGAUGUACUGUCGCAUUACGUUCGUAGACCUGAACCGGGAAUCGAUAUGUUGAACCUCGACGUGUGUGCCACACGUGAGCGGUGAUUUGGAUACGUGGUACCACCUUAUAACACGCCGCCGUGUUCGCGGAUUCGGGUGUUUCGUUCUAAUUACCGUCCUCUUUUAAGACGUCAGGUGGGUAUUUGCAGUGACAGUGCGAUGUUCGGAAGUGGCCACGGGAAUCCGAGUGCGAAUUGUUCGGAUCGUCUCGUUGUCUGAGAAGAGAUCGACAUGAAGAAUUUCCAAUUGCUCUUCCCCCUGUACCUAUGGACCACGCUUGCGUACCUCGUGCCGCACGGAUCUGCUAUUCCAGGCGGCCCGAAAUCGACGAGCCUUCGUCACCGUCAGCACGGGGGUAGUUCCGGCGGUGGAGGGGCGGCGAGCGGGAACUCGGGCGGGAACGAGGCGGCGAUCAACGAGUACACGGUGCAGCAGCACGAGGAGGCGCGACUCCUGUGCGACCUGGUCGGCAACGACUCCAUCCAGUGGCUCCACGACGGCGUCCCAAUCGGCGCCGCCCACAACCGCUACUCCCGCGAGCCGCGCCUCAACAUGCUCACCAUCAGCAACGUCCACCUCGAGGACAACGGCGUCUGGCAGUGCCAGGACUCGGACGGGCUCAAGGGCAAGCCGGCCACCCUCAUCGUCCUUGAUCCACCUCGGGCGCCAUACCUGCAGAUCGACGGGCGGCGUCUGGACCCGGGGAACCUGUUCAUCCCGGUGAAGGAGAACAUGGAGCUGUCGGUGGAGUGCGUGAUCGAGGGCGGGAGUCCGGCCCCGCGGCUGGACUGGCUCCUCCAGCCGAGCCCGCAGGCGAGCAGCCAGGACGCCCAGGCGCCCCCGCCGGCCCCGCUCGCCCUCCAGACCUCCAACACGAGCGCCUACUCCGGCUCCGGCCUCGCCCGCCGCGCCAAGAUCGCCAAGGUCCAACGCGCCCACCACAACGCCACCGUUGCCUGCAUCGCCUACCACGAGACCUUCCCCACACCCCUCAACGCCUCCCUCCUCCUAGAUGUACAAUAUACUCCUUCUUUUGGAAUUAGUAGAAUACCAGGGUUCGGAACCCCUCUCACUGUGGGUAUCCCUGUUUCAUUAAAAUGUGAUGUAGACUCUAAUCCGCCAUCUACGCCUGUUUGGCAGAAAGAUAACGAGCCGCCGCCGGUGGAGCAGUCUGGCGACGGAUUCCUCAAUUUCACGAGCAUAAGGCGAGACCACGUCGGAUGGUACAAGUGCACAGCCCGGCAUUUGUUCUCCGAGUACUCAUCCAUAGGCUAUUAUCUCAACAUCGUUUACGACUCUCCGGAGCUGGAGAUGCCGGCGGACGAGAUCUCCUCGCCGGUCGGCGGGUCGGGGGUGGUGACGGUGCCCGGCGCAGGGGCGGGGGCGGGCGUCGGCGUCGGGGAGGUGGAGGUGACGCUGGGCGGGGCGCUCCAGCUGGAGUGUCCGGCCGGGGUCUCCGGGUGCUGGAGCCGGCUGGGCAGUAGGGGUCACUUGGAGCCGGUCGGGCCUGGACCGGGGCUCACCAUCGACAGGAUCCUCUACCAGGAGGCCGGCGAGUACCGCUGUCUCCCCGCCAAGAUCGCGGCCCUCGACAAGCUGAGAACUCACAGUUUUCACGUUAAAGUAGUCGGAGGCCCAGUAGUGUACCCUUCAAAUUCGUCGAUCGUGACGGCGUCGGGGAAGCACAUACGAAUCGUGGCGGAAUUUUGUGCCAAUCCGGCCCCCACCCGGGUCAUAUGGGUCACCGAGACCUCCGUCCUUCGCCCAGGUCAACGCCGUGAACGCCUCAUCGCCCACGAUCUCACCGCGGGGAGUUCGCGGGAUUGCCGGCAGGCAGCGCUGAGCAUCAACCCGGUGCGGCCGACGGACGUGGGCGAAUACUCGCUCAUCGUUCGCUCGCCGAAAGGCGUAGCCGAGGGCUCCGUCCUGGUCAACGUCACCGGUGUCGUCGGCCACGUUUCGUCCUCCGGUGUCUCACCAAUCAUCGUCCAUCCAACGUCAAUUUGUAUUGUUAUGUACCUUGUCGCACUAGUCUUAAGUUAGUAAGGCAGGAUUUUUUUUUAUUAAACAUGUAUGUAUCUUCGUCUCGACAGGAGCCGAAUCACUCGGGUGAUGGAAAAGAGUGAGCUCAAGCUUCAAAUAAAGGGUAAUUGAGGGGCUUUGAAGACAUGGCGCAUAAGUGCAAUUUUUUGCUAUUUCGAGGAAUACGUGUUUCAAGUUUCGAAAUUACAU